CGAAAUAUGAAUGUUGAAUUGCGCAGAUGUAAGCGUUUUGUAGAUUUUAAAGUAAUAUCACUUUAUGAGCACAGUUUCGUGACUGAAGUUAUAUGAAGCUGAGGUGGAAUCAACGAACAUAACAAAUUGAAAGCUGAAGUGUGAAAUACAUUGUGUGUGACAACUGUGAACCACAUUCAAAGAAUGGCAGAGAGUGACUGUGCUGUUGGCGUGUUGGUAGACCUUUCUGUACCUGAUCCAUUUGAAGAAUUCUUAAAAAACAAAGACAUCGAAGACAAAGAAAAUGUCUUUCCAAGCAAUGAUCCUAUAGAGAUUGCUCGCAGCGAUGACAGUGAAAGACGUCUGAGUCACACGCUUCAGAAACCUUUCGAGCUGGAGGACAGAAUUUUGAAAGAUGUCACCAAGACUAUAACAGGAAAUUCUGACAGAAGCUUGAAGGAAAGCCCUGAAAUCAAACUUUUGGAUGAGGAAACGUUUGACUUUGAUUUAGCCAUGUCACCACAAGUGAGCACUGUCAGCAAAGAUGUGGAUGAAGAUGUGGAUGAGGAGGAAGUGUUUUUUGGUCCAGUUGGGUUCACAGAAAGAAUUGUAGCAGCAACUGUUCCAGUAAAAGAUGUGAAGCCUAUGAGUCCCCUGAAUCCAUCUCAAAUUGCCCAAGUAGUAAUGGAAGCACACAUGGUUGCAUGUAGGAUUGCCAACAUGAAACCUGAGCAGGACAGUGCAGACGAGAAAUCCCCAGUCAAAUGCAAGCUGUUCAGUCCAAAUAGUAGAGCCCACGCACGGACAGGCACCUUUGUCAUCAAGGAUGAAGAUGUGCAAAAACAGUCACCUAAAAUUCACAGGUCUAUACCAUGUAUAGACUAUGAUAAAAAAACCAGUGAGAAUAUACCAGUGAGUAGUCACUGUGCCCCUGAAAAAGAUAGGCCAAUGGAGAGCACAGCAUCAGAAACAGUAUCAGAUGAUGACAGAAAGAAACCAAAUGAAGCUCAAGUUAAAGAGGAGAAAAAACCAUCACGUCUCACUAAACUGCCAAGAAAUAGGAGCUACACAUUACUUAAAAAGGCCCCAAGUACUGAGAGCCUGGAUGUAGUGGGCCCAUCAGAGAGGAUUCGGCACCAGAGCAGUGGUUCUGACAGAACCUCUGAAAAUGGCAGUGUUGCAUCUGACAACAGUGAUGUCCCCUUCACUAAACCAGUUGGCCAGAUUAGAGGCAGUCUGCAGCAGAAGCUGAAGGCUCCAGUGGGUAAAGGUAGCCACAGUUCUUCUCGUGUGUCAAGACUGCAGGCUCCAGGUGGAUCAUCAGGUCUGAAGAAACCAAGUGGCAUGGUGAUGCCAGGCACCAGCAGUGCUCUGACAGUCAAGAACUUGCAGAGAGCUUCGAAAGGUACCACAGACCAACAGACACAUCAGAGAAGUCUCUCUAACUCUUCCAACUCCAGCAUGGGCUCUUCCAUCUCAAACAAGUCUGGAGGAUCUCAUCUGCCAGCUAAGACUGGUAUGCCCAUAAAGAGAUUACAGCUCAUGCAGCCUGGCAAAAUACAGAAAAAUUCACUUGCCUUGAAUAGAAACAGGGUGUCUUCAACACAGAAAUCAUGUGGACCCAUGAAGGCUGUGGCUCCAUCCAGUACAGCAAAUGAAUGCAAAGCCCAGUCCCCUCGACAAUCUACCGGUACAUCAAUGAGAACCCGAGGAACGCCAGUAAAACCAGACAAGUCUGUUCAGCCCAAGAAUCUCUCCAGUAGCUUCAGCACUCCAGUCAAGGCAGGGUCUCAAAGUUCACAUGGUCAGAGGACGCCCUGCUCUGAGCGGAAGGAAAAGAGGAAGUCUUUCCUCCCAACCCCCUCUAAGUCCUCCACCAGUUCUGUGCCAGCUAGUCCUUAUUCUAUGCGGAGUAGUGUUAGCAGUAAUAGCUCAGUGAAUUCCCACAAAUCUCUGUCCCUGACGAGCGAGUCUCCUGUAUUUCUGAUGGAUAGGCCUGGUUCUGCCACUCGGAGACGUAUUCCAUCAGGAAAUACUCGUCAAUCCUUAGUGCAGCACACACCUGAUAUUCCAAAGCAACAAGUGUCUCGCUGGUCACCGGUGAGACGGACACGUUUGCUUUCCAAGGAGGACCAAGCCAUACAGUGUACUAAACGCUUUCAUCAGACGGCGCAGAAGUGACACUGAAGGCAAUGCAAAUUGCACUUGGAAAUUUUUUACACGAAACAUCUAUGUAUUCAGUACAGGUCUUUUAUCCUUGUGUUUUUUUCACAUAGUGACAAGUAUGUUUGCAAAUCCCUAUUGCAAAAUUUCCCUUUGUCAGAUAAGUUUUAUACUGAAUUAACAAAAGCAAAACAUAAAGCUAAAUAGUAUAUCUUAUGUGUUAAUGGUGCACACUCUGUCGGACAUGUGAUAACAACAGAGUGCAGACAGUACCAAAUGAUAUUGUUUUUACUAUUAAUCAGAUUCUUUGUAUGAAACUCCUCUGAUUAUGUAUGACUGUAUUGAAAAUUGUACAUAUUGUAAUCAAGACAAUGUAGUGCUUUUAUCACAUUAACUUUCUAGUGAUACCAGUCCUGUAUUUAAAUACUAUUUUUCAAAGUCUAGGCUGUGAUUGAACAAAACACAUGAAUUAUAUGAUGUAAAAUAAGAGUGCUAUCCUAUGAUAUGAAAUAACAGUCACAUAGCAGUAUUUAGAUACUGUUUAAAUAGGUUUGAUUGUGUGACAAAAGUCAGAAAAUGUCAUCAAUUGAACAUCCCAUAUUGUUGGACAGAAUGAAAUGUUAAUAAUGUCAUCAAUCUUUCAGUCUUUAAAUAAACCCUUUGUGUUACUACUUUCUUACAUGUAAACAAAUUUGACAAAAACAACUUUGAUGUUGUUUUGUUCACACAAUUAUAUAUUAUAUUACUUUCAAAGGGUUAGUAUCUUACACUGAACUAAAAUAUGCACAAUUUCAUUCAUAAUAUAAUAUAAUAAUACAUGUUUUAAAUUAUUGGACAUUUGUUCAAGUGCAGCUAUUACUAAGCUUUGUAAAUUUGAACCAAAUGACUUCAACCGUUUGCUAUCUAUUAUCUAGUAGUUAUGUAUCAUAAUAAAACAACUUGAGUGUCCUUUAUAUAAAUAAAACUGAUUAUCCAAGGCAA
Molecule: messenger RNA, 3123 nt
Organism: Haliotis rubra (blacklip abalone)
Lineage: Eukaryota; Metazoa; Mollusca; Gastropoda; Lepetellida; Haliotidae
Product: G2 and S phase-expressed protein 1-like
Exons: 12
Coding region: 184-2160 (658 amino acids)
Cellular component (GO): microtubule cytoskeleton
Molecular function (GO): microtubule binding
Source: RefSeq, a predicted model, not a curated record